This is a messenger RNA of Drosophila erecta, 3250 nucleotides long. RefSeq names its product nicotinate phosphoribosyltransferase (gene Naprt). Gene Ontology annotation, biological process: NAD+ biosynthetic process. Bases 496 to 2505 code for a protein of 669 amino acids. NCBI's taxonomy places the organism in Eukaryota, Metazoa, Arthropoda, Insecta, Diptera, Drosophilidae. The transcript is spliced from 12 exons. Gene Ontology annotation, molecular function: nicotinate phosphoribosyltransferase activity. The record is from RefSeq and is a predicted model, not a curated record.
UUCAAUUCAACUUCAAAAGUCGAGCGGAAAAGUUCAUCGCGCGAAAAAGCGGAAAAGCGAAAAACCAGAGAUCCUUGCUCGAGUGAAAAAGUAUUACUAUUCGUGCUAUCAAGAAGUCUCGAAGGCGUGUCAUUUCAUUGAUAAUUGAUAACGUACAUAGCUAUAGACAAAAAUCGGGUUUCGUUUUCAUAUGCUAAUUAGCCCGUUUUUCAUUAGCAUUUCUAAACCCUCGCUGAUUGCGUUUUAGUUUCGUUACACGGCAACAAUUGCAAAACAAUUUUGGUGUCACGUACAGAUAAACAAACGCAAAGUUCAACGGCAUUCAUUCGAGUAAAAAUAAGCCAGCAGAACAGAGAAACUAAUUAUUUUGUUUAUUUGGCACAUUAAUUGCCCGCAAACAAGUCGCGUGUGAACGAACCAAACAGAAUUACGAACCGCUAGCCGUUCAUAACAAUAUAGUGGAUAUAGCCCGAGAUUCCGCAGAUCGGCCACAAAAUGAACGACCGUGAAUUGGGCUGUGCAGGCGGACAGUUUAUGGAUCGCGGGCGGAUGAACCAGAAUGGAGUUGUCCAGCCCCUGCUCACUGAUCUGUACCAAAUAACGAUGGCCUAUGCCUAUUGGAAAUCCGAUAAAACCGAUGAUACGGCGGUAUUCGAUCUGUUCUUUCGCAACAAUCCAUUCCACGGGGAAUUCACGAUUUUCGCCGGGCUCGAGGAGUGCCUCAAAUUCCUGGAUAGCUUCCACUAUUCCCAGAGCGAUAUCGAAUACCUGAAGCAAACACUGCCCGAGGGCAUUGAGCACGAGUUUUUUGAGUACCUCGGCAAUCUGACGGCGCGGGAUGUCACCUUGUAUGCCAUUGAUGAGGGCACAGUAGCAUUUCCACGAGUACCCAUCAUAAAGAUCGAGGGACCUUUGAUCAUAGUCCAGCUGCUGGAAACGACACUUCUCACCUUGGUAAAUUAUGCCAGUUUGAUGGCCACCAAUGCAGCCCGUUAUCGCAUGGUAGCUGGUAAACAUGUCAAACUAUUGGAAUUUGGACUGCGUCGUGCCCAGGGACCAGAUGGAGGUCUAUCCGCAUCGAAAUACUCCUACACAGGCGGUUUUGAUGGCACCUCCAACGUGCUGGCUGGAAAACUCUUCAACAUACCCGUGAAGGGAACCCAUGCCCAUGCCUAUAUCACUAGUUUUAGUAGCAUUGGAGAGCUGAAGACCCGUCUGAUUAAGCACAAGCAAACAGGCAUCCUGGAAGAUUUAUUGGAGCACGCUAUCAGGCACCGGGCAUUGCUGUCCCAUCUGCUGGACGUUUCUACAGAGGAAUCCAGUGAGGGAGAACUGGCAGCGAUGGUGUCCUAUGCCAUCGCAUUCCCCGAUGGAUUCAUGGCACUUGUCGAUACGUACGAUGUUAAGAGCCGAGAAACAGAACAAGCCAACACAGAACCAAAGCUUAUCAAUGAUAUCAAGUCUGAGAACAGUCCGCCAAAGCCAAAGCCAAAGUCAAAGACAAGCCCCUCGAGCAAUGGCCAUCAAAAUGGUCAGGGUAUUGGCCACGUUAACGGCCACAAGACCAAUGGUCAUCAGAAUGGCGUUGCUCUGCAUAAUGGCAGUAGAUCGCCAAAAGAUACAGAUAUACAAGAUACUAAUCCCAGCACAACAACUACGAAAACAACUGCAACAGCAACAGGAACCUUAAAGACAACCACAGUGUCCAAUGGGACGGCAUACCUACCAAAAUAUGUCGAGAAGUCAUUCAGGAGUGGUCUGCUGAAUUUCAGUGCCGUGGCUUUGGCCCUCAACGAUCUGGGCUACCAUGCGCUGGGCAUUCGAAUCGAUUCCGGGGAUCUGGCCUAUCUUUCCUGCCUGGCACGCGAGACCUUCGAGAAGGUGGCGGAGCGAUUCAAGGUGCCAUGGUUCAACAAGCUGACCAUUGUGGCAUCCAACGACAUCAAUGAGGACACCAUUCUCAGCCUGAACGAGCAGGGGCACAAGAUCGAUUGCUUUGGCAUUGGCACGCAUUUGGUUACCUGCCAACGGCAGCCGGCACUGGGAUGUGUGUACAAGCUCGUGGAGAUCAACGGCCAGCCGCGGAUCAAACUCAGCCAGGAUGUGGAGAAGGUGACAAUGCCGGGCAACAAGAAUGCCUAUCGGCUGUAUAGCGCCGAUGGUCACGCCCUCAUCGAUCUGCUGCAGAAGGUGUCGGAGCCGCCGCCAGCGGUGGGACAGAAGGUUCUGUGCCGGCAUCCUUUCCAGGAGUCGAAGCGCGCCUACGUGAUACCCUCGCAUGUAGAGUCGCUCUACAAGGUGUACUGGAAGUCGGGCAAGAUCUGCCAGCAGCUGCCCACCUUGGAGCAGGUGCGCGAGAAGGUGCAAAUCUCCCUGAAGACGCUGCGCAAUGAUCACAAGCGCACGCUCAACCCAACGCCCUACAAGGUGGCUGUCAGCGAUAAUCUCUACAACUUCAUUCACGAUCUGUGGCUUCAGAAUGCUCCCAUUGGCGAGCUAUCAUGAUCUAUAUAAGGAGAUUGUGGCAAAGGAGCGCUGAAACAUUUCCGAGAAAUUUACUUAUUUUUGGUUUACUAUUUUUGUUGGCCUCGAUCGUUCGGUCGUGGUGGAUUAUUUUUAGUCAAUUGCUGGUCAUAUGCAUUGUAGAGCUGGAACUCGUUCCGUCACACGAAGAUUUCCCCCUGACUAUGAAGCACAAACUCCCACGCAAUAUUGCGAGUGAAUUUCAAUUCAUUGUGUAGUCAAUAGUUUUAACGUGUUUAUCUAAUAUUUACUACUUUACAAAACGCACAUCAUAUUCAGGAAUGUGUCAUGUGCCUUAAACGAGAAGCGGAAGCAGAAGCGGAAAAAGAAUCAGGAUGCACAGGAAUCACACACCCAAAUCGAGUUACUAAGAUCAACCAAAUAUCGGAGCGGAAUAAAUAUGUCUUUAAUAUUUUUCUAGUACUUAAGUGUUGAAAUGUUGCGAACGAACGAUGAAAGUUAGAAGUACAAAUGCUUUUUAGGACAUUUGCACGCUGUAGGGCACACAUCAAGCACACAACUAUAUCUACUUAUAUAUAACUUUACAUACUGCGAUUAUGUAUUUAACUAAAUUCAAUUGUAUAUAUGUUCAACUGGAUAAUUGUAAGCCAACUAAGCAAUACAGACACACCCAAAACACACCGCCAUCUCUAAAUGACCGCUUCUUAAAUAUGUUUGCCUGUAGUUUUGAUUAAAAAUAAAAAGUAAAGCAAAGCCGCAAAGAAAA